AUGCACCGUGCGGCCUUGAGAGCGUUCCGGACGACUUCCACCUGCUUCAGCGCCGUCCGCAACCUCUCCCGCACCUCACGAGCAUCCCACCGAGCUCUCUUCUCCGCCGCCAGCCAAGCCGCCCAUCGCCAGCCCGUCGCUAAUGAGCCUCUGAGGUCCUCCAUGUACUUCCGCCGCCUGCCCGUCGCCCUGGUCUCCAGUAUUGUUGUGGGAUACGGCGCCUGGUACUCGUACAACUCGACUGGCGGCGUUCCCGGCGGACCAUCCGUCGCGCGAAGCUUCACUUCCACCCAGGGUUCCAGCGAUGCCCUGCCGACCAGGACUGUUCUCGUUGUCGGCGCAGACGAGCUUCGACAGGGCACCAUUGUGGGGGAAGGGCCUAUCCUUAAGCCCACAGCUGACGGGCGCCGAAUCGUCGAGAUGUUGACCCCGGAGCAAGCUACCGAGAAGUUGAGGGCGCUGGAGCAGUCAUUCUCUGUGAACAGGGGGCAGGGCGUGACGAGGUACGACCUCGUCCAGUUGCCGAGUAAUGAUCCCAUCGAGGACGAUCAUGCCGAAAAGAUUGUUCAAGUUCCCAGCCGGUCUGCCGGUGCCGAGGGACAGAGCAGUGACUGGAUGUUCUGGGGUGUCUUUGACGGCCAUUCCGGCUGGACAACAUCAGCAACUCUUCGCGAGAGCUUAAUCAGCUACGUCGCCCGCGAACUCAACGAGACGUACAAAUCCGCCAAAAGCAACUCCCCCACCGACGAAGCCAUCGACUCGGCCAUCAAGACCGGCUUCACCCGCCUGGACCACGAAAUCGUUCACAAAAGCGUGGAGAAGGUGUUCAAAGCCAGUUCCAAAGCCGUAGCCGCCGAGCUCCUCCAGCCCGCCCUCUCAGGCUCGUGCGCCCUGCUCUCCUUCUACGACACUCGCAGCAACCUCCUCCGGGUAGCAUGCACCGGUGACUCGCGCGCCGUCCUCGGCCGCCGCUCAGAAUCCGGCAAAUGGACUGCCACCGCGCUCUCCGAGGACCAGACGGGCGGCAACCCCAGCGAGGCGGCACGCAUGCGCAAGGAGCACCCCGGCGAGGACGGCGUUGUCCGCAACGGCCGCGUCCUCGGGGGCCUCGAGCCAACCCGCGCCUUUGGCGACGCCGUCUACAAAUGGUCCCGCGACGUGGCCGGUAAACUGCGCGCGUCCUUCUUCGGCCGCAGCCCCUCCCCCUUGCUCAAAACACCCCCCUACGUCACCGCCGAGCCCGUCGUCACCACCACCAAGGUCAACCCCGAAAAGGGCGACUUCCUGGUCCUCGCCACCGACGGCCUCUGGGAAAUGCUCACCAACGAAGAAGUCGUCGGCCUCGUGGGCCAAUGGAUAGAGAGCCAGGCCUCGUCGUCCGGCUCGUCAACGUCUCAGUUCGAAGCGGCGUGGUCCAAAAUCUUUGGCUCCCAGAACAAGCCGCUUCCCGUGGAACAGUCCAAGACGGGAGCAAACGACGGCCAGCGGACGCCCAUUCGUCUCCAGCAGUGGGGCAUCAACCCCGACGCCAAAGACCGCUUCACCGUCAAGGAUAAGAACGUCGCUACGCACUUGGUUAGGAAUGCCCUGGGGGGGCACAACGACGAGCAAGUGAGGGCUUUGCUUACUCUUCCCUCACCGUUUUCCAGAAGAUAUCGGGAUGACUUGACGGUCCAGGUAAUUUUCUUCGGGGACGGCCUCAAAACAGGCGAGGUUACGAUAAAUCUCGAUGCUACCGCCGAAACGGCCGAGCCCAAGCCCAAGCUGUGA
Molecule: messenger RNA, 1770 nt
Organism: Metarhizium brunneum ARSEF 3297
Lineage: Eukaryota; Fungi; Ascomycota; Sordariomycetes; Hypocreales; Clavicipitaceae
Biological process (GO): protein dephosphorylation
Cellular component (GO): mitochondrion
Molecular function (GO): [pyruvate dehydrogenase (acetyl-transferring)]-phosphatase activity
Source: RefSeq, a predicted model, not a curated record